GGAGCGGGCGGGUGCCGCGCAGGGCCCGAGGAGGCCCCGGACCCCGCUCCGAGAGGGUGCGGUGGGGGCCUGCGGGGCGAUGUGGGGCCGCGGGCUGCUGCCGCUGCUGCUGCUGGGCGCUGCGGGGCCGCUGCUGCGGCCGGCGGGGUCGGCGGAGCCGGCGGAUCCCGUCAGCGCCGAGCGGAGCCUGGCCUGGGGCCCCGGGCUGGACGCGGGGCUCACCGUGCCCGUGAGGCACUUCUACAUCCAGGCGGUCAGCGAGGCCGGACGCAACUUCUCCCGCUCGCCGCCAGGGAAAACACAAUUUAAAGUGGUAAUUAAAGCACUUUCUCCAAAAGAAGUCACCAGAGUUUACACCCCUCGGCCUCUGGAUAGAAAUGAUGGUACAUUCCUUAUGCGGUAUCGGAUGUAUGGAAGUGUCACAAAAGGCUUAAAAAUUGAGAUACUUUAUGGUGAUCAGCAUGUGGCUCAAUCACCUUAUAUUUUGAAAGGACCAGUUUAUCAUGAAUACUGUGACUGUCCUGAAGAAGACGCUGAGGUCUGGCAGGACAUGAUGUCCUGUCCAUCCCAAGAACCUCAGAUUACCAAAGACUUCAUUUCGUUUCCCACCAUUGACCUGCAGCGAAUGCUUAAGGAAAUCCCAGCAAAGUUCAGCCAAACGAGAGGUGCUAUUGUUCAUUACACUAUUCUGGAUAAUCACAUCUACCGGCGCUCCUUAGGGAAGUACACAGACUUCAAAAUGUUCUCCGAUGAAAUGCUCCUGUCACUGGCCAGGAAGGUUCGUCUUCCUGAUGUGGAGUUUUAUCUCAAUGUUGGAGACUGGCCAGUUGAGCAUCGGAAAGCUAAUGAUACACCUGGUCCUGUACCUGUCAUCUCCUGGUGUGGCUCUGUGGAUUCCAGAGAUAUCAUCCUGCCAACGUAUGAUGUAACCCACUCAACUCUGGAAACCCUACGUGGAGUCACCAAUGAUCUCCUUUCCAUUCAAGGAAAUACAGGCCCCUUCUGGGAAAACAAAACUGAGAGGGCUUUAUUCAGAGGUCGAGACAGCCGAGAAGAACGUCUCCAUCUUGUCAAGUUAUCCAAGGAAAAUCCAGAGCUACUAGAUGCUGGAAUAACUGGAUAUUUCUUCUUCAGAGAAAAAGAAAAAGAGCUGGGGAAGGCUCAGCUGAUGGGCUUCUUUGACUUCUUUAAGUACAAAUACCAAGUGAAUGUAGACGGCACCGUAGCAGCUUACAGGUUUCCAUACCUCUUGCUGGGUGACAGCCUGGUAUUGAAGCAAGAUUCCCAAUACUAUGAACACUUUUAUAUUGGAUUAAAACCUUGGAAACAUUAUGUUCCAGUUAAGAGAAACUUAGAGGACUUGCUAGAGAAAAUAAAAUGGGCUAAGGAAAAUGAUGAGGAAGCAAGAAAAAUUGCUAAAGAAGGUCAACUAAUGGCAAGAGAAUUACUUCAGCCUCACAAGUUUUACUGCUACUAUUAUAAGGUGCUGCAGAAAUACGCCGAACGCCAAGCCAGCAAACCUGAAAUACGGGAUGGAAUGGAACUUGUACCUCAGCCUGAUGACAGGGAUUCAGUGUGCAGUUGCCACAGGAAAAAGCCUUUAAGGGAAGAUCUAUAACUGUACUGGAUGGAGAAAAUGACCCACUUAAAUGCAAGAAUAGGAAUUAAGCUGUGAAAUCCAAGACUCUUAUGCAGUAGCAGACGUUCUUAGUUGUGUAUUAUUCUUGUAUUUUCAUACCCUUUUUCACGCUCGUUCUGAUCUACAAUGUUGGUUCUCACAAUUUUGGCUCCAUGACCACCACCAGACAGACACUGAGCCUGCAGUGGGGAAUGUCUGGGGGAUUUGUUUGGUGCACUUCACCAGCAGGAAGAAGAGCACAGAGCUGCUCAUGUUCCAGAUGGGACCUAUUUACCCAAGUUUUAUGAGGAACUAGUCACCACAAAAGAUCUUGCCAUGAGUCAGUGCAAGUUAUUCUAAAGGAGCAUUUGUGAUACAUUGAAACAGUGUUAUGAAUUCCUCAUAAAGUUUACCUCAGUGUUAGAUUGUUUCUUGUAUGCAAAACAAUUUUCAAAGUAGACAAAAAUGAAUAUUUGAGAUUUACAGAUAUCAGAUCUGGUUAUGCUUUCACAAUAUUUUGUGGUGUAUGACAGGUAACAGACAGCUUGAUGUAACACUCACCAAUUUUAGAGGAAAAUGGAGAGGAAGGGUAGAGAUUAGAAAAAUAUGUUUGUAAGCAUCAUGGCUGUGAACCACCAGAAUUAAGUGCUGCUUUAAAACAGACCCUGUAGCUAUCACAAUCACAGUGGUUUGGGUGCCAGGUCACCACCCUGAAGAUCUGUUCCCUGCCAGUGACUGUGAAUGUAGGCACAGAUCCACAAAAGGCUUGGGAAUUUCAGGCCAUGGGAAACACUGGUGUCUUAGUUCAACACCACCAUCUACAGAAUUCUAGACUACAUGAAAUCUGAAUUUUGUUAGCAGAGUUUUAGACCACCUAGGUUUAACUUUUGUGUAAUAGUCUAGGGGUUAGAGUCCAUGUAAAGCAGUUGGGAAGCUGGUUGUCCUCCUUGGUUUUUUCCAGAGGGUGCCUUAGCUCCAAACUGGACAAGAGGUUUUCGCAUCUUCUACUGAAGUUUCUGUGCAUCCAUGAAUCUAGCAGUGUGAAAUUCACAGGGGCAGAAAGAUCUGGUCAUGUCUUUUUGAUAAAGUCUGCCUUUGGAUGGGGAAGAAGAAGAAUCCUAGUCCUGGAUGCAACUCCAAAUACCCGUGUUGAUUUUUGCCCAAGUUUGUCUACUUCAAAAUGCAUAAAUAGUCCUGGAAGGAGACACCAAGACCAGUGCCCACAAGCACCCAUUUCUGUGUUUUCAUCUUGGUUAAUGCAGCUUGCCUGAGUAGCUCCUCAGUCACUACAGUCAGAUGAAAGCUUUCAUGGAUACCAAAUUCUCCCUACACUAAAAAGAAUGGAGAUGUCUUCAGACAGUGGACUUGUCUGAUUGAUUUGAUUUGAUGCACAAAAUUUAGUGCUCUGCAUGUCAUGCAGGCUUUGCUCUUGGUUCUGUGCUGCAAGUUACUUAAAAUUUCUGCAUUAGAAAGGCAGUAUCCUAAAUAUGGAAAGAAAUUUGUCUUUCUAAAGAGGUCAGUGCAACUGUCCAUCCGUCAUUUAUUACAUUUUGCCAGUUCAGAAAAAGUCCCGUAUUUGUGUUGCUCUACCCAUAAUCCUCUUUGUUCUGGUUCUAACACUCAUAUUUAUAGGAGUUAUAUUUUUAUUUAGCAUGAAAAUCAGUCCUAGAACUUCAGGCUAUAAAUAUAUGUUCAACUCAUCUGACAUAAAUUUUUCUACAUCUAAGUUCAGGAACAGGGUUUCAUUGCUGAAGCUGACUCUGAAGACUGAGUAUGCGCUCCCCUUUUGUUCUGUGUGUACAAUCAUUUUUACUGUAUUACAUGAUGUUAUUUUGGGGGAAUCACCCAUUAUGCCAUGUGCUUUUUAUAUUCACCAGUGUUUACGGAGGUGGUGUGCUCAACAAAGGCAAGUAAGCAUAAAAGAUGGGUGAACAACGAAGUUUUCCACAUAUUUCAAAUCAAGAGUCCAAAAGGGAUUCAUUUUUAUUUUUUUAAAUGGGAGAGAAUAAGGGGUGUCAUGGUUAUUUGGAAAUGUAUGGACUUAUGUAGGAAAACUUGCCUAGCUUGAAACAGAAGUCUUUCAAACUGAAAGAAGAAUCAGAUAAAUUUUAAAUUAUGAAUAUAAUGUGAAUGCUUUAUCCCUCCUUUCUUCCCUCAUAAAUAGGGAAAGAAACUAUUCUUAAUUCUUCUCUGCCAAAAAAAGUCCUAGCUUUUGUAAUAAACAUCUCUCCAAAGCAAAGACUAGUUUGUCUACAGGGUGCCUUACAGCUGCUUUUAUAGCUUACAGGCAAGAAAUAUCCUGAAAAAUAUGACUGCAUUCAUCUUCUUGCUGUAAUGAAAAAAAUAGUGGAGAAAUAGUGGAACUUUUACUACAAGAAAUCUGGUUCAGUUUACAACCAGAGCUCUUCCAAAGGUGAAAGAAGGCAAAGUCUCUCUUGUUUCCAUUGGUGCUACUAUAUGCAAUUUAAAUUGUAAUGAAGAGUGAUCAUAGCAAUUGUCCCACCAGGCCAGGAAAGGUGUCAGAUCUAUUUGAGUUUGAUGAGAGGAUGAUACCCAUUGGCCUGAUGUGUUACAGGAAAUGCUAAAUAGUGAGUAAAACCUGGUUUUGCAAGUAAAGUGUAAUACAUUAAAUAGAAUGUUUUAAGUGGCAUACAUAGACUGGACUUUGUAUUAUUCUGUGGUAGUUCUUGAACAAUGACUGUUCAAAGGUUUAAAAAUCUCUUGGUGGUGAUCAUUUUGGAAAACUGUUACCAUAUCACAGUAUUUUGCUAUAGUAAUUUCAGUUUUUAAAUAUAGAGUAAAACCUGUCCUGUUUCCAUCAGGGAUUUACCAGUGAUGACAGAGGCAGAUUUAUUUGUUUGAAAUAGUAUGUCCUAAAGUCCAGGGCCAAUGUUCUAAAACACAGGAAUCUGCAGAGAAGGGGUUUGACUUCCAGAAAUGUUGGGAAGGCAGUUCUUUGUUUUCAGAUUUCUUCAGCCCUUAACAGUGGCUUCACAUAAGCAGUGAACACUGCUUUUAUGUUAUGUGAUAUGUAUGUCCUAAUAUAUUUAGGCACUCACGUUUGGAAAUACCCAAUCUCAAUUUCAUCUUGAAAUGAGAACUAAUAAAUCCUGCUCUGUUGAACAUAAAAGGGAUACAGUUACA
Messenger RNA from Parus major (Great Tit), 4762 nucleotides. RefSeq names its product protein O-glucosyltransferase 3 (gene POGLUT3). The transcript has 8 exons. Gene Ontology annotation, molecular function: protein binding; glucosyltransferase activity. Gene Ontology annotation, cellular component: endomembrane system. The coding region runs from base 80 to 1618 and encodes 512 amino acids. NCBI's taxonomy places the organism in Eukaryota, Metazoa, Chordata, Aves, Passeriformes, Paridae. The record is from RefSeq and is a predicted model, not a curated record.